This is a messenger RNA of Motacilla alba alba, 11145 nucleotides long. It is a transcript of the gene EGFR, whose product is annotated as epidermal growth factor receptor. The record is from RefSeq and is a predicted model, not a curated record. NCBI's taxonomy places the organism in Eukaryota, Metazoa, Chordata, Aves, Passeriformes, Motacillidae. Gene Ontology annotation, cellular component: basal plasma membrane; signaling receptor complex. Gene Ontology annotation, molecular function: ATP binding; epidermal growth factor binding; epidermal growth factor receptor activity. The transcript is spliced from 28 exons. Gene Ontology annotation, biological process: cell surface receptor protein tyrosine kinase signaling pathway; cell differentiation; negative regulation of apoptotic process. The coding region runs from base 773 to 4267 and encodes 1164 amino acids.
UACUAACCAACAAACAAAAGAAAAAAAAAAACCAAACAAAAACCCCAAACAACCAAACAAAAACCUUUUCUAUUUUCUUAAUCAAGACAGGAGCAUGACCCUAGAUGAAAAAACUCUGGCUGAAGAAUUCAGAACUUUGUUUUGAGUCAUAGUAUUGUGCCACAGAGGAUAAAGUACAUUUUUAAGUCACUGAUAAAUAUGCUGACUACUUUUAUUUAGGGACACACUGUUACAUGAUAGUGCUGAGAAAUAAUUAAUGCACUAACUUGAGCAGUUGUCAUUGCAGAACAUAAUGCUCCACAUCCCCACAUAACUCCCCCACCCCCACCCUUUUUCUCCAACCAAUUGUUGAACAAGGAAAGAAAUUUUUCACAUCAUAGCAGGGAAAUAGUUACAGUGUCUGGGUUAUGUGAUGAUAAACUCUGGUGGAAAUUGAAACAGGAUUGUUUUUCACUCACAGUCAACUCUCUGUUAGUAUCAUACAUAUCUAUAAAAUGUACCGAGUCUCUGUUCUCUGAAGCACUCAAGAGCACUUCCGAGCUCACUGUGUCUUCAGCUUUGGGAUAUUCAUUGCACAAUUAGAAGGGUAUUUAUUCAUCUGAACAAAAAACUUAUUUGCUCUGCUUCAAUUAAAGCUGAUGACUUACAUUCCUUGAAAAUAAGUGAGGAAGAAAUGGCAGUGCCUGCAUAGAGAUAUUCCUUUUGUCAAGGGACAAAUAACAAGCUGACCCAACUGGGACAUGUGGAAGACCAUUUUACCAGCCUGCAGAGGAUGUACAACAAUUGCGAGGUGGUACUCAGCAACCUGGAGAUUACAUAUGUGGAGCACAAUCGUGACCUCUCUUUCCUGAAGACAAUACAGGAGGUUGCAGGCUACGUGCUCAUCGCCCUUAACAUGGUGGAUGUCAUUCCCCUCGAAAACCUCCAGAUCAUCCGAGGCAAUGUGCUGUAUGACAACUCUUACGCCCUGGCUGUUUUAUCCAACUACCACAUGAAUAAAACCCAGGGACUCCGACAGCUGCCGAUGAAGCGGCUUUCAGAAAUUCUCAAUGGAGGUGUUAAAAUCAGCAACAACCCCAAACUGUGCAACAUGGAUACUGUUCUUUGGAAUGACAUCAUUGACACAAGCAAGAAACCUCCCACAGUGCUUGAAUUUGCAAGCAACCUGUCUUCUUGUCCCAAAUGCCAUCAGAACUGCACAGAAGACCAUUGCUGGGGCCCUGGUGAACAAAACUGCCAGACAUUAACAAAAGUCAUCUGUGCUCAGCAGUGCUCUGGUCGGUGCAGGGGAAAGGUGCCCAGCGACUGCUGCCACAACCAGUGUGCCGCGGGGUGCACCGGGCCUCGGGAGAGUGACUGCCUGGCAUGCCGCAAGUUUCGGGAUGAUGCUACGUGCAAGGAUACGUGUCCCCCAUUGGUCCUGUAUAACCCCACCACUUACCAGAUGGAUGUGAACCCUGAAGGAAAAUACAGCUUCGGAGCCACUUGUGUGAAGGAAUGUCCACACAACUACGUGGUGACAGACCACGGCUCCUGCGUUCGCUCGUGCAAUGCUGAUACUUAUGAAGUGGAAGAAAAUGGUGUUCGGAAGUGCAAAAAGUGUGAUGGGCUAUGCAGCAAAGUGUGCAAUGGAAUCGGAAUAGGUGAACUUAAAGGGAUCCUCUCCAUAAAUGCCACAAAUAUCGACUCCUUCAAAAACUGUACGAAGAUCAAUGGGGACGUCAGCAUUCUCCCAGUUGCAUUUCUAGGUGAUGCCUUCACGAAGACCCUACCUUUGGAUCCCAAGAAACUGGAUGUCUUCAAAACAGUCAAAGAAAUAUCAGGAUUUUUGUUAAUUCAAGCCUGGCCUGAGAAUGCUACUGAUCUCUAUGCUUUUGAAAAUCUGGAGAUUAUACGAGGCAGAACAAAGCAACAUGGCCAGUAUUCCCUUGCUGUUGUUAACUUGAAAAUACAGUCCCUAGGGCUGCGCUCCCUCAAGGAAAUAAGUGAUGGAGAUGUUGCCAUUAUGAGGAACAAGAACCUCUGCUAUGCUGACACCAUGGACUGGCACAGCCUGUUUGCAACUGAGAGCCAGAAAACGAAGAUUUUACAGAAUAGGGAUAAAAAUGAGUGUGCUGCUGCCAAGCAUGUUUGUGACCCCCUGUGCUCAGAUGUAGGCUGCUGGGGCCCAGGGCCCUUCCACUGCUUUUCCUGCAGGUUUUUUGAUCGUCAGAAGGAAUGUGUGAAACAGUGCAACAUCCUGCAAGGGGAGCCAAGAGAAUUUGAAAAGGACUCCAAGUGCCUCCCCUGCCACCCUGAGUGCCUGGUGCAAAACUCCACCAUGUACAAUGCAACCUGCACUGGACCUGGCCCUGACAAUUGCAUGAAGUGUGCCCAUUUUAUAGAUGGCCCCCACUGUGUGAAAUCCUGCCCAGCAGGGGUUCUGGGUGAGAAUGACACUCUCGUCUGGAAAUAUGCUGAUGGGAAUAAUGUUUGCCAGCUUUGCCAUCCAAACUGCACCCGGGGGUGCAAAGGGCCAGGUCUUGAAGGCUGUCCAAAUGGCUCCAAGAUCCCCUCUAUCGCAGCCGGCGUUGUCGGAGGGCUCCUGUGCCUGGUGGUGGUGGGCCUGGGCAUCGGCCUGUACCUGCGGAGGCGCCACAUCGUCAGGAAGCGCACCCUGCGCCGCCUGCUGCAGGAGAGAGAGCUUGUUGAACCACUGACACCCAGUGGGGAGGCACCAAACCAGGCUCAUCUGAGAAUUUUAAAGGAAACAGAAUUUAAAAAGGUCAAAGUUUUAGGCUCUGGAGCCUUUGGCACUGUUUAUAAGGGACUUUGGAUCCCAGAAGGAGAAAAGGUUAAAAUUCCUGUUGCUAUUAAAGAGUUGAGAGAGGCUACAUCACCAAAAGCCAACAAGGAAAUACUUGAUGAAGCUUAUGUGAUGGCUAGUGUUGACAAUCCUCAUGUGUGUCGCUUGUUGGGAAUCUGCCUCACUUCAACCGUUCAGCUCAUCACACAGCUGAUGCCUUACGGCUGCCUCCUGGAUUACAUCCGAGAGCACAAGGACAACAUCGGCUCUCAGUACCUCCUCAACUGGUGUGUGCAGAUUGCAAAGGGAAUGAACUAUCUGGAGGAACGGCGCCUGGUGCACCGUGACCUUGCUGCCAGGAACGUCCUUGUUAAGACUCCUCAACAUGUGAAAAUCACGGACUUCGGGCUGGCAAAGCUGCUCGGAGCAGACGAGAAGGAAUAUCACGCGGAGGGAGGCAAGGUUCCUAUUAAAUGGAUGGCAUUGGAGUCAAUUUUACACCGGAUUUACACUCAUCAGAGUGAUGUCUGGAGUUAUGGUGUGACAGUUUGGGAGCUGAUGACAUUUGGUUCCAAGCCAUAUGAAGGGAUCCCUGCCAGUGAGAUCUCCUCUGUCUUGGAGAAGGGCGAGCGUUUGCCACAGCCCCCCAUCUGUACCAUCGACGUGUACAUGAUCAUGGUCAAAUGCUGGAUGAUCGAUGCAGACAGCCGUCCCAAGUUUCGUGAGCUGAUAGCUGAAUUCUCAAAAAUGGCCCGUGACCCUCCACGCUAUCUUGUUAUACAGGGAGAUGAUAGGAUGCACCUGCCCAGCCCUACGGACUCCAAGUUUUAUCGCACCCUAAUGGAGGAGGAGGACAUGGAGGAUAUAGUGGAUGCGGAUGAGUACCUCGUGCCACACCAGGGCUUUUUCAACAGCCCUUCAACAUCUCGCACACCUCUCUUGAGUUCUUUGAGUGCUACCAGCAACAACUCUGCUACAACCUGCAUUGACAGGAACGGGCAGGGGCACCCUGUGCGGGAAGACAGCUUUGUCCAGAGGUAUAGCUCGGACCCAACAGGCGCUUUCUUGGAGGACAGCAUAGAUGACAGCUUCCUACCAGCCCCAGAGUAUGUAAACCAAUUGGUGCCCAAGAAAGCAUCUGCCUCAGCAGUCCAGAAUCCAAUCUACAACAACUUCUCUCUCACAGCAAACUCAAAGGUCCCCACAGACUCCAGCUACCAGAAUUCACACAGCACAGCUGUGGACAACCCUGAGUAUCUCAACACCAACCAGUCUCCCCUGACCAAGACAGUCUUUGAGAGCUCUCCCUACUGGAUCCAGGCGGGCAACCACCAAAUAAACCUGGACAAUCCUGACUACCAGCAGGACUUCUUACCAAAGGAAACCAAAUCUAAUGGUCUCUUGAAAGUUCCCGCAGCAGAAAACCCAGAGUACUUGAGGGUAGCGGCACCAAAAAGUGAAUACAUUGAAGCCUCAGCAUGACCAUAGAGAAUUUCUUCUUGCAGCAAGGCAAGCUGGAUAAGUGAACUGUUGACUGCUGCAAGAGUGGACUCUGGCUCAGAGCAAAUGGCAACCACAAUGCAUCAAAAAGAACCUCUGCUUUCCAGCAUGGGGCUUUGAAACUGCAAAGCCUGCCUGAUGGUAGUUUGGGUCUUUCCUUGCCUAUUUCCAUGUAAUAACAUGGUGCCCAUAGCCUGCACUCAGAUGCAUGUUGGAAUGGAGCAGGAUCUUCCUGGACUGAAGAAAUAUGGAUGCAUUCCUUCCAUUUUCAAAUGGUAGCAUGGUAAAAAGCCACUCUGGGAUGAACUCGAGAACUGUACACAUUGUACAGUCAAAUUCCUUUCUACAUUCUGUAUUUUUAUAAAUGUUUCUAACAGAAGUUUUGGAUCUUUUACAAGAUCAGAUGCUUGUACUGCUCGUCUGCUAAGUGUUGCUCAGAUCACCAGCAGGGGGAAAAAUUAUGUUCCAAAUCUCCUGGAACUGAAACUGUUAUUCCAAACCACCAGAUUUUUACAAAUUGGCUCCAUAUACUGCCUUUUGGCCCAAAGGUGAGAAGUGCAUCUGAGGGACAUAUGGGCGAUUCUGCCCAGGGCAGUAUAGAGUGGACUGGUCUGGGGAAAACUAGCACAAGGAGCAAAAUGGCACAAUGCAUCACCUGCUGACCACUACUGCUACAAACUGACAAGAGGAGUGCACCUCCAAGUCACCUAUACAUGAUUAUAAAGUGCUCACUAGUCUGUUUUCUGAUGGUCAAACCCAAGACUUUUUUUUCUUCUGAUCCCUUAUGCAGCUGUCAAUUUGUCAAAAUGCCUUUCUUCUUCAACAAAACUGUUAAAGAUGUUGCCGUAACUGAAAAAUGAAAUGUCAGAUAAUGUUUAACAGACUUCAAUUAAAUGUCAAGGAAAUGCAAAUAGUGGCAAAUUGGAGCAUUCACAAGACAGACUGGAAGAACUAUACUAAAUUAAACUUGACUAAGGCAAGAAACACAGGUAGUUCUGGCCAAGCAGCUUUAUUUCCCAUUUUAAAGGGAAUCAUAGCAGAAAUAAUUUUCCCUUAUACAUUUGGCAAAGAAAAGGGGUACUAUCUAAGUAGUACAUUUCACUCACUUCAAGGCAAAAUAUUACCAAUUGUUGCCCCACACUGGGGCAGAAGCUGGGGCUGGUUACAUGUCCCUUUGGUGUUACUAUUCUGGCAAUGCAAGAGGAGCAGUGAGAAUGAAUAAAGGAAAGAAAGAAUAAUCUAGAGUGAUGGAAAAUAUCAUCUCCCUCUUCUGAAGCACAGAGUUACCUACUGCUUCUUUGAAAGAUGCAGCAUCAUCUUCUGGUUAUUAGUGUGGUAUAGGCAGGCAAGGCAAGGCUAAGAUUUUGGCAUGACAGUAUAAAUCAGUCAGCAAAAGCAGCUACUCUUUCCAGUGACCCAUAAAAUCAUUCCACCACUAACAUUUCUUAUGAAUGUAGGAGGAAUAAAGUGUCUAAAGUGUGAAUUUAGUCAGUCCUUUAGAUACAUCCCACCAGCAGCUUAGCAGUGCUAUUUUAAUCAAACCACUAGAUCAGAAAGCAAAUUCUCAUUUGGGGACAAAGGCCCUUAACUAGUUGAAUGUUGGCAACUUGCUUGAGGGUAGCAUAAGCAGCUGACUUGGAGAGGAUCUGUAGUCUAUAUUAAGCAGCGAGAAACAGUCAAAUUUAUGCUGCUGUUGUGUUUAGAAUGCAUCAUUAUGUGUUUCAGUUUAGGUAUUGCAUCUGAAGUCCAGGAUCAAGCAGCAAAUCCUUACAGCACUGUUUUUACAGAUUUUCUGAGGAAAGGAGACCUUCAGUCAUGUGAAAUGAGCCCUUUUUUAAGUAACAUGCAUUAGCAGUUUGUAUGUGGACAGCUCAUGGAUCCCACUACAGUACAGGGUGAAGUGGCAUGUUGGGUCAGAAUCCAGAGAUUAUUCCGUUUGGUAGAUGUGUCUCACCAUGACCAAGUCCCAGACACAGCAGUGUGGAAGAUGCAAUGUUUGACUUGGAUUAUGAGUGGCUUGUAUUUAAAACAGUAACCAAAAUUCAGUUCCCACGUCCAAUUAGCAGCAGAUUUCUCCUUGCAUUCCUGGGAGCAGAUUUGUUGUGUUGCUCUCACAAGUGUGUAACAUGUGCACACAGGCAGUGCUGCUUUUCCCCACCCACUAUCCUGGCAGAAAUGUACAUAAAACUAAAAAAAGAUCUUAACAGAAUUCACAGAUAAUUUUUCAAUUUGCUGAAAAUGUUAUGUCUCCAAGCAGAACACUAGAAAAUCACAUAGUGCAUAUUCUCCCACAGAUUCUUUCAAACACUACUGCACAAAGGAAUGUACUGAUUUUAAUCUGUUUAAUCUGUUAGCUAAAACAAGAAAGCCACUGAGAAAUAGCAUUAUGUUUCACCCAGCAUUAUGUAGCAUGAAUAGAGGUUAAUGCUUGCCCUUUUAAAACAAUUCAGGAGGGAUUCAGUAGCAGCUCAUUGCUAGAAACAAGGAGAUUCAUCUCAAAAUUAAGCAAUCUAAGUUUGAAAGAACAUCUCUCUUUGAAUGUGAUGUUUUUGAGGAAAAAAGUAGAAAAGAGAGGAUGUAGCACCACAAACUCUUGAUACGAAUGUAGAUUCUAGAUUGGCAGGAUCAGGUAUAUAUUGUGAAGUAUUUCUGGUCAAUGGCAUCUUGUAAGCCAUGAUUGUAAGUUGGCAGCUCAGUAAUGAUUCAAAAGCCAGCAAAAAAUAAAAACUAGGUAGUGCCUGCAGGGGCAGAUACAGUGGCACUGGGAGCAGAUGGGACUGUGCAGCGAAUCGCUGUGGCAACAGGUAAUAGCAAUAUACCAAAUCAUUUCCACCGGGAUUAAAAACAAACAAACAAACAAACAAACAAACAAAAAAACCAACAAAAAAAACCCAACCAAACACAAGUAAGCAGCAGAAAUGUCCUGGUUUUCCCAUUGCAGCUCACUGACCAUCAAACAGCAAGGAGACCCCAGCAAAUUGCGUGUGCUCAUACAAGAGACCAUGGCUAAACAGCAUAAAUCAACAUCCAGAAAUAACUUGAAAGGUCAGCUGCAGGUGUGGGUAGAAAAGGCUGAUUUUAAAGACACAGCUAAAUAGGGAAAUGUAGCAUUCCAAAGCCUCUUCUGAAAGCUAACAAUCUUGCCACUUGAGAAAGAUAAAAUUUCUCUUUUUACUGUAUUUCUCAUAGAAGACCAAAUAAAACACAAGUGAAUCCUUAGCAUCUAUCAUAAAGCAGUAGUUGUUACUGAACUCCUUUUGCAAUAAUAAUUUAGGACUUUUAAUAACUUCUAAGUGUUUGAAAAUGUAAGUUAAGAGUUUUCAUCUUACUUUGAUCUUUGAUCCAGCGACUGUGUGCAGUGUCAGCGCACUUGAUUUCAUUGUGGGCCUUGAGUUGUUUUCUUCUGCUGCAAAGGGAGUUAUCUGGGAAAUUUUCGUCAUGUUGCAAUUGAUUUGGUCAAGUAAUUGAUCCAGAGGCCAGGGGCUUCCUAUUGUUCCCAGCUGACAGUCAACACUAAAGUAAGCUUUUUUAGAGAGAGCAGUUGGAAACAGAUGGUGGUUUCUGGAAUGCCUCAGGGUGAUGCCCCUUCCCACCAACAUCACCAUGACUUGAAGCCUGCCCUAGCAUUAGGAAAUGUGGUCCUGCGGUUUGUUUGAAAGGAAGGGACUUGUACAGGAAGAGUAAUGCCAGGGAAGGGCUGCAGCUGACCAGUCCAUACCUGAGACAGCUGCUGAGUUUGCACAGGGACAUCACUGAGGCCACUGACUGUUCCUGCAGGUACAGGUGCUCCUGUCCCUGAACCCAGCUUGAUGUGAAGGGGCUUGCAGAGAUUGCUUAUGCAAAAACCAAUGUACCUGGCAUUUGUACUACGGGGGGUAUCUCUUCUCUUCCCUGGGGGACGAAGUUAGGGUUACAACAAUGUCACAGGACCCCAGACAGCUUGAAGAAAUCCCAUCACAAGGUGCCUGGGGUGUUCUUGGUCUGUCUGCAGGUGCUCCAGGGUGUCAAGAAGAAACUUUGCAUUUCCAGACAAGCGCUCAUUUUUGACAUUCAGGGUUCCACAUUUUCUGUUAGUAUGACCACUGCCUGUCAAAUCAGCAGUUACGGUACUCUGGCCAUUGUUUCCCCCAAAGUUUCUCUAUGAGAAAACACUUGAAUCGGUAUGAAAAUGUACCUGUGUCCUCCUUCUUGGUGGAAACUGUAUAUUCAUGAAAUGUCAGACCCUGUGUAUAACACUUAGCAAGACUGCUUUGUAAUGUUUUAUCACCACUGGUUCAAAUUUUUAUAUUGGGAUCCGAUUUUCUAGCUUUCUUCUUAUAAGUGUUCCCUCUUUGUUCUGACAUACAACUUUCAAGAAGCCUUUUUAAAUAAUUUAAAAAAAUAGAAAAAAGUUUAUACAAAAGAAAAACUUGACACCUUCAAGUAGCUUGUCAAAUGGGCUGCAUUAGGACCAAAGAUGUAACGUCUUGUUUUCUUGCUUUAAAGGAAUAAGGUAUUGAUCACCACUUCCACAGCCUCUUUUUAUAGAGAAGAGCUACAGAGCUGCAUCCUUCACUGGGGCAGGGUCAGACCUUCACUGAGCAAAGAGAGCUUGGCAGGAGGGUGAUGCCUGUCAUAGAAAACCAAACUGAAUAUCAGGACCAUGUAUCACUUCAGGGCCAAACCUACAACCUCUACUCUGUAUUGCACUUAAUGCAUUAUCUAAACAGAGACACAGCCAAGAAAAAAAGAAACAAAUACAUGAUAUUUUGGCUCAGUAUCAGGAAAAAAAUACGAUGAUGUGAAGAUGAGGCAUGAUAAAAUAACUUUUUUGUGUGAGGAAGUGUGUGGGCAGGCAGUGAGACUUUAAAACAGUAACACUUUUGGUUAUAUAUUACUUUAAUUAUGCAGGGGAGUUGAAAUCACAGAGCUUCCAUGAUAUGCUUUGCUUUCUGCCAUGUCUCCUGCCUAUGCUUGAUGUCUGGUGUUAGGCAGAUCACCACCUCUAUCACCAUGGCCGUGUGGACUGAGAAUUGCAGGUUGGUGCAAGUCCUUCUUUUUACGCAGCAAGAGAAAAGUGCAGCCCUAGUUGGCUGUCCCACAGUUAGUGGUCAAGCUAAGCCCUCAACAGCAUCCAAAAGUGGGUUUCCCAAGGGAAAAAACUGGCAACUGAAGACCUACCUGGCAAAAGACAGGUAGGUCUUGUUGCACAGAUGAAGUCAGCAGUCAGAAUGCUGAACACCUUCAGCCAAGAUUUGGGUCUGGUGCUUCAUUAACUUUGCUGUCAUCUUCUAACAUGGUGCAGAUGGGGCUGUCUGUAUGUGCAGCAGCACAGGUCCUAUGGUCUCUUUCUGUCUCAUACUUUGAAGUAAUGGAUUUUUCUGAUUAAUAAGGUGAAAACCAGAAAUCAAAAGAAAAAAAAAACAGAAAUCAAAAAUGCCUCUAACAACUGGACUGGUAGAAGGUGUUGUUCCUACACAGCCAAUACAGUACAUCAUUUCCAGUCAGGCUGAAAUUUAUCCAGACUCUUCUCCUUACCUCCCAUAAGCUAGCUGGAGAGUGUGCAUUUGCAAUCACCAUCAAUGUUAUCCUCAUAUUUUAUUAAAAGGAAUAAUCAAAGUAGUUUUCUACAAUGGUAGGAGGCUUGGCUCACAUACCUAUGUUCCCUUUUUAAUCCUACAUUCCUAAUAGAGUUCUCCUUGAAAUUAAUGGGAUGUUUAAAUUGAUUACACUGAGAGUAUAAAACAAGGCUAAUGUUGAGUGAUUUUUGAAAAUCCCUCACAAUAAUCAGAGAUCCUAUGGAUCCAUUGCCCAUUUUAGGCUGCUUUGUAUUGAUGCAAUCAACUGAAUAUAAGGUAUGAUGACUUGGUUUUAAUAAACUGUCAAGCAAUAUAUCCACAGAUACAGAUGGUACCCUCAGAACAUUGUAAAGUUACUCAGCUAUGAAAGCACUAUUUGUAAAAUAAGAAACUCUUGACUUUUAUAUGGUUUAAUGGUUUAUACUGUUGAUCAAAGAUUGUUUGUAUAUGAGCGAUGAAAAAAUGAGGUGUAUAUUAUUCUUUUUAAUUGUUUUUAAUUUUUUGGAGGACUUUUAUUAUUGUAAUAUACUGUUGUAUUUGGGGGGAACAAAAAGCAGCGGCUAGCUUGUAGCUUGUAGCCAGAGGAGAACUCACAGUAAGGGUUCUUUAUUGAUGGACUUAGAUUUUUUUUCUGGUAAAAUUUGUCACCUUGGGAAUUUAUCCAGUGCUUAGUGAAGCUAGUAACAGCACUCUUUCCUCUCUUCAAGACUCUUUGGCUCUCUGCAUGCAUAGUGCUGGAGUUUCAUAAUGUGAGCAAUAAUACCAGGCAACCCUUGUGACCAAUGAAAGUGCAAUAUGAAAGCCCAGGUGCUGCUUAUCAGGGCCUAAAAAAAAGCUGCUCUUUUAUGUGUCAGGUUCCCACUUCACUUCCACGACAAGAGCAGAAGCAGAGUGAAAGCAAUCCCUCAAAGGCUGAUCCAUGUGGCAUUUGAAGCCAUAGUGUUGGCCAUUUCCAAAGUGCAUAGCUAAGGCAAAAUAAAGUCUCAACCAGAGUCACACUGAUGACUGUAAUUGUUGUACUACACUAGGCAGGAAGAGAAAUUGUGUUAGCAAGGGCAGCCAAAUGAAGCCCCAGCGUACCCUGAGUAAGGGUGUUUAAUAUCCAGCUGGUGGAACAUGUGGCUGACAAAGAUUAAAGGAAUUGCAGGGUCUUCAACAUAACACAGCAAAAUACACUGCAUUGGCAAGACAGUAAAGAAGAGAGGAGCAGGAAUUGUCAGUAUGCAUUCAGCCUGGAUAGGUCCCUGGUAUCGCAAUUAGUAGAUGAAUUAAUAUUUGUCUUUAUAGAUUAAUUUUGUACAC